CUUUGUGGGCCAGGUUUAAUUGGGUGAGGGUGGGGAAGCUUUGUACGAAUAUCCUUUCUGUUCCAUAUCUUUAUCAGCUUGAUCAUCGGCUUCUUCCUCAUCUAAAAAAAUCCUGUGUUUGACUGAAACGAAAAUCAUAGAGUGAUGACUAUGCAAAGACUAUUUGCAGCGAGGUCUGCAUGUGCCGCAAUUUUCAGAGGGAAGCGACAGUGUGCUUCCUUUUCUACCGCUCUACUCUUCGAUGAUACUCAGAUACAGUUCAAAGAAAGUGUUUCUCAAUUUGCGCAACAAAACAUUGCCCCUCAUGCGUCAAAAAUAGACCAAACAAAUUAUUUCCCAAAGGAGGUUAACUUAUGGAAACUCAUGGGCGAAUUCAAUCUCCAUGGAAUUACAGCACCAGAGGAAUAUGGAGGACUUGGACUUGGUUACUUGUAUCACUGUAUAGCGAUGGAAGAAAUAAGUCGUGCUUCUGGGUCUGUUGGUCUCUCCUAUGGUGCCCAUUCUAACCUGUGCAUUAAUCAGUUGGUGAGGAAUGGAAACCCUGCUCAGAAACAGAAAUACUUGCCAAAGCUUAUCAGUGGGGAGCAUGUAGGAGCUCUUGCAAUGAGUGAACCCAAUGCUGGAUCUGAUGUUGUUAGCAUGAAAUGCAAGGCUGAUCGUGUAGAUGGGGGUUAUAUUAUAAAUGGGAACAAGAUGUGGUGCACCAAUGGCCCAGCUGCUCAGACAUUGGUUGUUUAUGCAAAAACGGACAUCACAGCAGGCUCGAAAGGAAUCACAGCAUUCAUCAUUGAAAAGGGAAUGCCUGGAUUCAUUACUGCCCAGAAAUUAGACAAACUUGGGAUGCGAGGAAGUGAUACAUGUGAGCUUGUCUUUGAAAAUUGCUUUGUUCCAGAAGAAAAUGUUCUUGGACAGGAAGGAAAAGGAGUCUAUGUCAUGAUGUCAGGGUUAGAUUUGGAGCGGCUUGUAUUGGCAUCCGGGCCUCUUGGUAUUAUGCAGGCAUGUCUUGAUGUUGUUCUUCCUUAUGUUCGACAACGAGAGCAGUUUGGCCGUCCAAUUGGAGAAUUUCAGUUUAUACAGGGUAAAAUUGCCGACAUGUAUACUUCUUUACAGUCCUCAAGGUCCUACGUGUAUUCUGUUGCAAGGGACUGUGACAAUGGAAAAACUAACCCUAAGGAUUGUGCUGGAGUUAUACUUUGUGCAGCUGAAAGAGCCACCCAAGUUGCUUUGCAGGCUAUACAAUGUUUAGGUGGUAAUGGAUAUGUGAAUGAAUAUGCAACCGGUCGUCUGCUUCGAGAUGCCAAACUAUAUGAAAUUGGGGCAGGGACUAGUGAGAUCAGAAGAAUUAUUAUAGGUCGUGAGCUUUUUAAGGAGCAGUAGGAGAGAAGCUGUGCAUUUUCUUUGACUUGCUGGGCUGCAGCAUCCCCCACCUUCCAUGACACUCCCAUAAGCGGUUCCCUGCUGCACACGUUUUCUUUACAGUAAAAUCUUUAAAAAAAAAAAAAAAAAAAAAAA
Messenger RNA from Alnus glutinosa, 1512 nucleotides. Its product is annotated as isovaleryl-CoA dehydrogenase, mitochondrial. Lineage: Eukaryota; Viridiplantae; Streptophyta; Magnoliopsida; Fagales; Betulaceae. Gene Ontology annotation, cellular component: mitochondrion. The record is from RefSeq and is a predicted model, not a curated record. The transcript has 15 exons. The coding region runs from base 145 to 1377 and encodes 410 amino acids. Gene Ontology annotation, biological process: L-leucine catabolic process. Gene Ontology annotation, molecular function: flavin adenine dinucleotide binding; 3-methylbutanoyl-CoA dehydrogenase activity.